AGCAUGUAAGAGUAUUAUAAAAGAAAAGAAAACAGGAACCGGAGGCGCAGCCACGAUACGAUACAACUUUGUCACGUCUAAAAUUGAGUAUAAAAUUUAUAACGAAUAGAAAAAAAUAUAUUUUUAGUGGUUUCUUUUUAAGGCUUCAAGUAUUAGUCAUGCGUCACGAAGCAAACAGAAACGCUAACGUUACUUCAUUUGAAUGUGACGCGUGUGCUGAGAUUUUUUCUCUGAAAACAUUUUAAUGUAGCAUGGCUUUCUUUAAGAUCUGGAAUAAAAUGAAAUGUCCUAGUUGUCUUACUUGAAGGGUCAUUUCAUUUCAUUUUGUCCCUCAUGAACAUGUAUAAUUAUAUUAACAGCGAAAACAUUUACUCUCUGUGUAGGCAAUUUGUAAUGUAGCCUAUAUGCAGAAACAAAAAAAAAAAAAUGUUUUUUUUUUUGCAUGAAAAUGUCUUUUGGCCUGUUCCCAGCCAAUGUUUCCAAAUUCUCCUGAAGUAUGUUAUGAAAUAUGCCCUUUAUGAUUGCAAAACUUGCUAUAAAUCUGUCAACUGUUGCUUAUUCAAGGCAGCUAUAUCCUAACUUACACUACUGCUCAAAAGUGAAUGUCCAUUGGAUAAUUUUAAGAAAUUAAUACUUUUAUGGAGUGAAAAUGUAUUAAAGUUACUCUAAGGUGUUUAUAAUGUAACAAAAUAUUUUGUUUUAAAAACAAUGCUGUUAUUUUUAACUUUCUAUUCAUCAAAGAAUCCUUAAAAAAAAAAAAAAAAAAAAAAAAAAGAAUUCCACAAGAACAUUAUGAAGCUCAACUGUUUUCAACAUUGAUGAUGUUGACGGAAAUGUUUCUUGAAUAGCAAAUCUGCAUAUGAGAAUGAAUUAACUUGUAAUAAUAUUUUUACAAUAUUAACGUUCAAUGUAUCAAAUUAAUGUAGCCUUGGUGAGCACUUUUUUUAAAGACUUUCGAAAACAUUAAAAAUAUCACCAACCCCAAGCCUUUCCAGAUUUAUUUAUUUUUUACAAAACUUAUCACUGAAAAAUAUUUCUUAAAGAGCACACUCAUUUUGUUGAGUCACCCUGGAUGUUUUCCCCCAUCCAAAUAAUUUUUGGUUUAGGUUUAUGAAAGGUUUAGGAAAUUUUUUUAUGUCUUUAUAUUUUCUAAUAUAUAAAAUUUUGCAUCACCCUCCAACGGAUGGAGGAGAAUCCAGACAGCGACAGGCAUUAUGAGACGACCGCUGAUGACCCCUCACCAUCGGGCCGGUGGACCAAAGAGCAAAGUGAGGACUCCCCCCUGGAUGAUCACGACCUACCCAUCAUGCAAUGGGAAGAUUUAAGUUUGCGGAUUGCAGAGCUAGAAAGGCAGGAAGAAGAAAGAAAGAAAAAAGCAGAGAGUCUAGGUUUAUCAGCGCGAGACCGAAUACUUGGAUGCUGGACAGAAUCAAAACACCAUUCACUCCAUCGGGAGCCAUGGACGGAUGAGAAGGACUACAGUCCCUGCCGUGUCCCUGUCAUAACAUCACGGUUUAAUAGUCCUAAAAACCUUCAGCUGUGUUUCAUCAACAACAGCGAGAGUGAGGAGGAGGAUGACGAAGGAGCAUCUAGCAAAGAGAGCUCAUGUGAGGCAGGGGGACAUGGGAGUUGCUCUCGGGGACUAAAACAGGAAGUAAAAGCAGCACUCAGGACUCUCAGAGACAAGCUAUGGGCCGAACAGAAGGAGAAAGAGCAAGCCACCCACAGUAGCAUGAACAUAAGGAGAAAGAUUCUCAGCCUUAGUGAUCUGCAGACAUGCUCUUUACUGCAGCUGAAUGCGCUCAGUUCCUCGCUGAAUGAGGACAUUCAAGAUUUGAGCUCAGAACUGGUGAAACACCUCGUAGUACGGGACCACCUUCGGACUAAGCAAGAUGCUUUGCUCCUGGAUGUACAGGAUAUGACAUCAUUAUGAACUAUCUUUUUGUUUGGAACACUGCGUAACUGCAGUUUAAUGUUGGCACUUUCUGAAAGCAGUAAUUUACUGUUACUCAUCCUGUGGACUAACAAAGGCCAGAAUAUCCUGUUUAUUCUUGAAGAAAUGUAGCCCUCACAGAAACUUUUGUUAAAAAUGUGAGUCACAUUUAUUAUAGUCACAAGUUUUAUUGUGGGAAAAAGUGCCUUAUGACAAACUCUAACGGCUCUGAUUCAUAUGUCACUUACAGUUUAAUUUUACUUCCAUAAAUAAAGAAUAUAUUAAGCUGCUGUCAAAGCCAUAUGUGAUCAAUAACUGUGAUGUAUUAAUCAACAGUUACUUUAAGCAUUCCAUUAAAAUACAGUAUAUGUAAUAGCCAUGAAAAUAUAAACAUGUGCAUUUUGCAAUCAUGAAUGUGCCUUAUAACUUUCCUGUGUAUCGAACUUAUACAUGAGAAUGAAGUAUAUCUCAGUGCUAAAUAUUCACAAUAAUUUAAUAAAUCAUUUAUUUUAUA
Molecule: messenger RNA, 2447 nt
Organism: Carassius gibelio (silver crucian carp)
Lineage: Eukaryota; Metazoa; Chordata; Actinopteri; Cypriniformes; Cyprinidae
Product: schwannomin-interacting protein 1
Exons: 6
Coding region: 1184-1933 (249 amino acids)
Biological process (GO): positive regulation of hippo signaling
Cellular component (GO): plasma membrane; cell junction
Source: RefSeq, a predicted model, not a curated record